This is a messenger RNA of Mercurialis annua (annual mercury), 909 nucleotides long. RefSeq lists its product as uncharacterized. Lineage: Eukaryota; Viridiplantae; Streptophyta; Magnoliopsida; Malpighiales; Euphorbiaceae. The transcript is spliced from 7 exons. The coding region runs from base 163 to 645 and encodes 160 amino acids. The record is from RefSeq and is a predicted model, not a curated record.
UUAAAGAAUUUACACAUAUACGAUAUUGUUCUCGUCUUCAGUAUACUACGCCAUUUUGGAGAGUAAAGGCAAAAAUGGAGCGUAUUUAAUCUGCGGAAGAAAUACAAGAACUUCCAGAGUACAGAUAAAAUUAGACUUGGAUUGGUUGCAUUGUUGUAUUUAAUGGAGGAGAAAGCUUUUUUUGAUAAAAUGAUCAGCCAUUUACGUGCCUCAUGCAAGUAUUAUACUGGGUAUCCCAAAGAUCUUGGCCCAUCACGGGUUAUUCAUUUUAAAUCAGAGCGUGAUUUUGUCCAACUUCUUCACGAAGGUCGUCCUGUAGCUGUUGCUUUCACCAUCAGAGGAAAUUACACCAAACAUCUUGAUCGGGUACUUGAGGAAGCUGCUGCUGAGUUCUAUCCCCAUGUAAAAUUUGUCCGUGUUGAAUGUCCAAAAUACCCUGGGUUCUGUUUAACACGACAGAGGAAGGAAUAUCCGUUCAUUGAAAUAUUCCACAGCCCUGAACAAGCGGACAGUCAAGGAAAGGUUGUUGAUCCUGGCGUCACAAAGUACUCGGUCAAAGUUCUACCUUUCAACUAUGACAUCAGUGCCUAUGGAUUUAGAGAAUAUUUCAAGCGCCAUAAGGUUCCAACUUCAGAGACAAAGUAAUUGCUUCCUGAGGAAGUCCGAUAUGGAUGCUUGUGGAUUAUGGAUUUUACGUUGUUCAAAGUUGUAUCAAGUGAUUAUUACCUCAAGCACGGGAUUUGAAAAGGUCCUACUUGGAAAUCAUCCUCUUUACUAUAAAUUUGCAGCGUCCUCUUCUCUCACUAGCUUUUGUCAAUAGUUUCGCUAGUGUCAGUUAAACGUGAUUAUGAAUAUGAAUAUACCUUCGAAACAUGGAUCAAUUGUACUACCAUAUAUACAAUUUUACUA